Messenger RNA from Raphanus sativus (radish), 1511 nucleotides. Its product is annotated as alpha-(1,4)-fucosyltransferase. Gene Ontology annotation, cellular component: membrane. The record is from RefSeq and is a predicted model, not a curated record. The transcript has 3 exons. NCBI's taxonomy places the organism in Eukaryota, Viridiplantae, Streptophyta, Magnoliopsida, Brassicales, Brassicaceae. Bases 94 to 1320 code for a protein of 408 amino acids. Gene Ontology annotation, molecular function: alpha-(1->3)-fucosyltransferase activity.
GUGAAUGAAAGAAAAAGCCGCAACUUCCACCACCUCUCGCCGGACUUUCCUCUCCGGCGUCGUCGUCGAGGAACCAAUCAACCCCACCACACCAUGCCGAUGAGACACCUCAACGCAAUCGCGACUUUGCUAAUGAUGUUCUUCACUCUCCUGAUCCUCUCUUUCACCGGCAUUCUCGAAUUCCCCUCCGCCUCCACCUCGCUUCCCCAUCCCAAUUCCUCCUCCUCCUCCGACGAUGACGCCGUAUCGUCGGAUCCGUUCGGAGACGUCUUGGUGGCGUUUAGAAAAUGGGACUCGGAAGUGGGCUGCGCUAGGUUCAGGGAGAAUCAUCACAAGGAUUCGAUCCGAGGAGGCAAUGUCAGUUCCGGUUCGUUACAAGAAUCCGCCGGGUCGGGUUGUAAUAAGUUGAAGAUGGAUCACGUUAGGGUUUUGGUGAAAGGGUGGACUUGGAUUCCGGAUAAUUUGGAGAAUCUGUAUUAUUGUCGGUGUGGGAUGACUUGUCUGUGGACUAAAUCAGCUAUUCUGUCUGAUUCGCCUGACGCUUUGUUGUUCGAAACGACAACUCCUCCGUUACAGAGACGUGUUGGAGAGCCACUCCGGGUGUACAUGGAGCUAGAGGCAGGAAGAAAACGUUCAGGCCGUGAAGAUAUAUUCAUCAGCUACCAUGCCAAAGACGAUGUCCAAACAACUUACGCUGGUGCUCUCUUUCAUAAUAACAGAAACUAUCACAUCUCUUCACAUAAAAACAACGAUGUUCUAGUGUACUGGUCUUCCUCAAGAUGCCUCUCUCACCGAGACCGUCUCGCUAAGACCCUCCUCGAUCUGAUUCCUCACCAUUCCUUCGGUAAAUGUCUCAACAACGUCGGUGGUGGCUUGAACUCAGCCCUCUCUAUGUAUCCAGAAUGCGUCGCGGACUCCAACGCCGAGCCUAAAUGGUACGACCAUCUACACUGCGCUAUGUCACACUACAAGUUCGUCCUUGCGAUCGAGAACACGGCCACUGAGUCGUACGUGACAGAGAAGCUUUUCUAUGCGCUGGAUUCUGGCUCUGUUCCUAUCUACUUCGGAGCACCUAACGUGCAAGACUUUGUCCCUCCGCAUUCUGUGAUAGACGGUAGCAAGUUCGGUUCGAUGAAGGAACUGGCGGCUUACGUGAAGCGGCUCGGUGAUGAUCCCGUGGCGUACUCGGAGUAUCACGCGUGGAGGCGGUGUGGAGUAGUAGGGAACUAUGGUAGAACACGCGCGGUGAGUCUAGAUACGUUGCCGUGUAGAUUGUGUGAAGAGGUUAGCAGAAGAGGUGGCAAGAACGCUCGAGUUUGAUGUUUUACAGCUGUGGGAUUAUUACAUUUUAGAGUGGUUCUGUUGAUGUGGUUUCUUGAUAUGUUAACUGAUGCCAUAUGUAAUCACUCCAAAGCAAUUGAUACACAGAUUACAACCUCUCUCCGAACAUUUGGAAACGUUGCAAUCACUUUGCAAACUUAAUGCUAAUAGUGUUAAUGUGCUUUGAGUGU